Molecule: messenger RNA, 1758 nt
Organism: Hylaeus anthracinus
Lineage: Eukaryota; Metazoa; Arthropoda; Insecta; Hymenoptera; Colletidae
Product: alpha/beta hydrolase domain-containing protein 17B
Exons: 2
Coding region: 214-969 (251 amino acids)
Biological process (GO): protein depalmitoylation
Cellular component (GO): endosome membrane; plasma membrane
Molecular function (GO): palmitoyl-(protein) hydrolase activity
Source: RefSeq, a predicted model, not a curated record
UGAAAGUGCGUAACAUUUAGUGGGUGGGGGCAUUGUGCGAGAAAGAGAAGAAAGAAGGAGGGAGAGAAAUUGUCCGUCUUGCGAGCCGUCAUGGCUGAAUCAUCGUGAGAGAUUCUUGCAGAAGUACAAUAACAAAUGACAUUGUGAUUAAAAAUUAGUAGGCGCGAAAGUAUAGUGCAUGGAACGUACGUUUAAGUCGAGGCGCUGAUCUCGAUGCCGAGACAUCGAACGAUGAACGGGUUAAGUUUUAGUGAAUUGUGUUGCUUGUUUUGCUGUCCACCUUGCCCGUCCAGAAUCGCUGCAAAAUUAGCGUUUCUACCGCCCGAGCCAACGUACACGUUCGUCGAGGAUGAAGGCUCCAAGUUUACAAUUUCCUUGUCUGACAGGGCAGAGUGGCAAUUCUCGGACAGGGAGAAAGACGCGGUGGAAGGUUUCUAUGCAAGAACGUCACGAGGAAACCGAAUAGCCUGUGUGUUUGUACGGUGCACGGCUACCGCACGUUUUACCAUUUUAUUUUCUCACGGAAACGCUGCCGAUCUUGGACAGAUGUCUAGUUUUUACUUGGGACUUGGCUCGAGAAUCAAUUGUAACGUAUUCAGCUACGAUUAUUCGGGUUACGGUGUUUCUAGUGGAAAACCGUCGGAAAAAAACCUUUACGCGGAUAUAGACGCUGCGUGGCAUGCUCUGAGAACACGGUACGGUAUUAAUCCGGAUAACAUUAUUCUAUACGGUCAAAGCAUCGGAACUGUACCCACGGUCGAUUUGGCCGCACGAUACGAGGUUGGUGCAGUUGUACUGCAUUCACCUUUGAUGUCGGGAAUGCGAGUAGCAUUUCCCAAAACCAAAAGAACAUGGUUCUUUGACGCCUUCCCCAGCCCUACUUCUUGUAACCCUUUGAGUGAUAUAAAUUUACAUUUAUGUCUUACCUUAGACUGCCUGCUGCAAUAUAAAUAUAUAUUUACAUUUUGAAUUUUACACUAAAGCAGUUAAUCAAACUUGCGUAUGGCCAUGCUAUUGCUUUUACAUAUUACUCAAAGUUGCAAAUAUAGUAGAUGAGCAUUUAUUGUUUAAGCAAAAUUAUUUGUAUUCUGAUUUCAAAAAGUAUUUACUUAUGUGGAAAGACUCAUUUCAGGUUUGUCAAUCGGUAGUAAAAGAACUCAUUGCUCAAAGGGAUAAAGAAUAUCAAAUAAUAUCUGAUAACUAAGAUAUAGAUAAUGAUUUAAAUGACAGGUCUCAUUCUUUUUAUAUACUUUUUCAUGCUAAAAUCAUUUCUAUGGUAUAAAGUAAUGAUUCAGACUUGUAACAAUGAGCUGGAUGAUAAUAUCAAUAAAAUUUCAAUUAUUUUCAUAGAAGUUGAAUGAAGUAAAAAUGUAGGAAUAGAAAAUAUUCCUGUUUAUAGAAAACAAUUUUUCAAGUAAUUGCAUGUUAACAUUGAUUUCAUAAAUAAAGAUACGUCAAUGUGGGCAGCAGAUGACAAUUAUAAAACUGCCACUACAUUGAUUGUUUGACCAUGAAUGAUUAGAAGAAGAAAUUCGUUUUACAAAUUAUUACUGACUACAUUCAGGAUUACUUAAAUAUUAAUUGUAUUAUGUUAAUCAAAGAUUUUUAAUAAAAAUAUUAUAUCAUUGAAUUCUGAUACCAACUGUUUUCUUUUCUCCUGCUUUUCUAUAUAAAUUCAAUGUUAAUGGUUUGUGAUUACUACUUUUACUGAUAGGUGUUUUUUGUUACUAAUAGCAAAUGAUUAUUUCAAUCUUCUUU